GGAGAGGAGGAGAGGAAUCAGUCGAGACAAAGGUACAAAAGAAAGGAGCUGAUCCAUCCGCUGGGCUGGCUCUGAGUGUGCGCCUCGCAGCCGAGAACGAGGCUUUGUCCGCCGCCAUCCUGCGCAUAUCGGGGAGGGGGUGGCGGGGAUUUACCGCACCUUCACUGGGAUUACGGAAAGAAAGCACGAGAAAAACAACACACCGACUCCCGUGUGAAAAAAAAGACUAGACAUGUAUCCACAAGGCCGGCAUCCGGCUCCUCACCAGCCAGGGCAGCCUGGCUUCAAGUUCACAGUAGCAGAGUCCUGCGAUAGGAUCAAAGAUGAAUUUCAGUUCCUGCAGGCCCAGUACCACAGCCUUAAAGUAGAAUACGACAAACUGGCCAACGAAAAGACGGAGAUGCAGCGUCACUACGUCAUGUACUAUGAGAUGUCCUACGGGCUUAACAUUGAGAUGCACAAACAGACUGAGAUUGCCAAGCGCCUCAAUGCAAUUCUGGCUCAGAUCAUGCCAUUCUUGUCACAAGAGCAUCAACAGCAGGUGGCUCAGGCUGUUGAACGGGCCAAGCAGGUGACAAUGACUGAGCUGAAUGCUAUCAUCGGGGUACGUGGACUUCCCAAUCUGCCUCUGACUCACCUGCACCCGCCUCGUGGCGUCUACCCAGCCUUCACGCAGCAGCAGCUUCAGGCUCAGCACCUCUCUCACGCUGCCCACGGUCCCCCGGUCCAACUGCCCCCUCACCCUUCAGGCCUGCAGCCGCCCGGCAUCCCCCCCGUGACGGGCGCUGGCUCCGGCCUGCUGGCUCUAGGCGCUCUUGGCAGCCAAGCCCACCUGCCUGUGAAGGAUGAGAAGAACCACCACGACCUGGAGCACCGAGGCCCCUCAUCUUUUCACUCGCCCCUGGCCAUUCCUCUGAAAGAACGCGAGUCGAGCACGAAUAACUCAGUUUCGCCAUCAGACAGCCUGCGGGCAGCAAGCGAGAAGCACCGCAGCUCAUCAGACUAUGGUCUCGAGUCCAAGAAACGCAAAGUGGACGACAAAGACAGCAUGAGCAGAUAUGACAGUGAUGGAGACAAAAGUGAUGACUUGGUGGUGGAUGUCUCCAAUGAGGAUCCGGCCACCCCUCGAGUUAGCCCCGCUCACUCCCCUCCUGAAAACGGGCUGGAUAAAUCACGAGUCCUGAAGAAAGAUGCUGCCCCCAACAGCCCCGCCUCUGUCGCCUCUUCGGGCAGCACGCCGUCCUCUAAAGCUAAGGACCACGCCCAUAAUGACAAGUCAUCUACGCCAAGCUUGAAGUCAAACACGCCUACACCGAGGAAUGAGGCGCCGACACCUGGAACAAGCACCACUCCAGGACUACGGCCUCUAACUAUGGGCAAACCGUCCGGCAUGAUGGAGGCAUUGGCCGCACCAGCCCUGCGUACCCCCCUGUCCAUCGCCGGUUCUUAUGCCACUCCCUUUGCCAUGAUGGGUCAUCACGAGAUGAACGGAUCCCUGACGAGUCCUGGCGUGUAUCCGGGUCUCAUUUCCCCACAGAUGAGCGCUGCAGCCGCCGCCGCCUACGGACGCUCGCCAAUUGCGGGCUUCGACCCACAUCCUCACAUGAGAGCCUCUGGGCUGCCAGCCAGCCUCACUUCCAUUUCUGGAGGAAAACCAGCCUAUUCUUUUCACGUAAGUGCAGAUGGUCAGAUGCAGCCCGUGCCCUUCCCUCCAGAUGCACUGAUAGGGCCAGGCAUCCCAAGGCACGCUCGCCAGAUCAACACACUCAGCCACGGGGAAGUGGUGUGCGCCGUCACCAUCAGCAAUCCCACACGUCACGUCUACACCGGUGGCAAGGGUUGUGUCAAGAUCUGGGACAUCAGCCAGCCAGGCAGCAAGAGCCCAGUGUCCCAACUCGACUGCCUGAACAGAGACAAUUACAUCCGCUCCUGCAAGCUGUUGCCUGAUGGCCGCACCCUAAUAGUGGGUGGCGAGGCCAGCACACUGACCAUCUGGGACCUGGCCUCACAGACGCCCCGCAUAAAGGCUGAGCUCACUUCCUCUGCCCCAGCUUGCUACGCACUGGCUAUCAGCCCUGACGCCAAGGUCUGCUUUUCCUGCUGCUCCGAUGGAAACAUCGCUGUGUGGGACCUCCAUAACCAGACCCUGGUCAGGCAGUUCCAGGGCCACACGGAUGGAGCCAGCUGUAUUGACAUCUCCCACGACGGGACCAAACUGUGGACCGGAGGACUCGAUAACACGGUCCGCUCCUGGGAUUUGAGGGAAGGGCGACAGCUCCAGCAGCAUGACUUUACCUCACAGAUCUUCUCAUUGGGCUACUGUCCCACUGGGGAAUGGCUGGCCGUGGGUAUGGAGAGCAGUAAUGUGGAGGUGCUCCACCACACCAAGCCUGACAAGUACCAGCUGCACCUGCACGAAAGCUGCGUUCUUUCACUCAAGUUCGCCUACUGUGGUAAAUGGUUUGUGAGCACAGGGAAGGACAACCUGCUGAAUGCAUGGAGGACUCCUUAUGGUGCCAGCAUAUUCCAGUCGAAGGAGUCGUCCUCCGUCCUGAGCUGCGACAUCUCGGCAGAUGACAAAUACAUCGUGACAGGAUCCGGUGACAAGAAGGCCACCGUCUACGAGGUCAUCUACUAGAGAGAGAGAGGCUCCCGCUCUGCUUCAGCACUUCUACUGAGAUUAAAGUUUUCUCCCUGACCAACCGUCUGCGGGCUGCGGAUUUCUCAAAGUGUACUCGUGGAAAUCAGAGGCGCUGUCGGCCUGAGGAUGCUUGUACUGGAAAGAAAUGAACUUUUUUUCGUCCUUUUGUCUUUGGGUUUAUUUUUGGGUUGCACUUUUUUGUUUUUUUUUCUUUCCUCAAGAAUAUUUGGAUGUAACCUGGUGAAGCAGCGCUUCAUUGUGAGAAACUCCUUCCCCAGACAUCUUGUGCAAAGUGUACAUAUUGGAAUAAAUAAGACAUUUUAUAUAUAUUAUAAAAAUAUAUAUAUUUUCAUGUCCUGGGUGUACUUGUGGUGAUUUUUUUUUCUCCCCCUCCCACUCUGUUUGAUAUUUGAGUGGGACAUGAGAACUUUUUAACAGUUUUGCGCUUUGUUUUUCUUAAAGCACAUUCUGCAGGCUGAUCUUUUUUUGGAAAUCAG
Pundamilia nyererei is the source of this 3138-nucleotide messenger RNA. Its product is annotated as TLE family member 3, transcriptional corepressor. Gene Ontology annotation, molecular function: protein binding; transcription corepressor activity. The transcript is spliced from 22 exons. The record is from RefSeq and is a predicted model, not a curated record. Gene Ontology annotation, biological process: negative regulation of canonical Wnt signaling pathway; regulation of DNA-templated transcription. Gene Ontology annotation, cellular component: transcription regulator complex; nucleus. NCBI's taxonomy places the organism in Eukaryota, Metazoa, Chordata, Actinopteri, Cichliformes, Cichlidae. Bases 233 to 2638 code for a protein of 801 amino acids.